AGCAUUUUUGCCGUCCCCUCCUGCUCUCUCCCCCUCUCUGCCGCUGCACUGCGCCGCGCCUCGCCGCCACCCGCGAGAUGCGGAGCCUCGCCAUCACGAGCCCCGUCCCGCCCACCUCCGCCGCCGCCGCUAGGCGGCAGCCCCGGUCUUCCGCAUCUGGCAGGGAGGUGGUUUCACAAUGUUUGAAGUGUGAGAUAAAUAAGGACCGGCCUUUGGGAGGUUAUCUAAGGAUAGGUCAGUCUCAAGGAAGUUUGCUAAGACAUGGUUCCAAGAAUUUUAUCGCACAAGCUGCUGCAGCUAUUUCAGUUGAACAAGAUGAAGUCAGUACUUAUCUUCCAAAAGGUGAUAUGUGGUCUGUGCACAAGUUUGGUGGCACUUGCAUGGGAACACCUCAAAGAAUCCAGAAUGUUGCUGAUAUAGUUCUUGGUGACUCUUCCGAGAGAAAGCUGAUCAUUGUCUCUGCAAUGUCCAAAGUUACUGACAUGAUGUACAGCCUUGUGCAUAAGGCUCAGUCGAGGGAUGAUUCUUACACGAUGGCAUUGGAUCAAAUUUUUGAGAAGCAUAUGGCUUCAGCUAAGGAACUUCUUGAUGGAGAAGACCUUGCAAGGUUCUUGUCUCAGUUGCAUUCAGACAUCAGUAACCUGAGAGCAAUGCUCCGUGCUAUUUAUAUAGCUGGACAUGCAACAGAGUCUUUCUCUGAAUUCGUUGUUGGGCAUGGAGAGUUGUGGUCAGCUCAGAUUCUGUCAUAUGCUAUACAGAAGUCUGGGACAGCUUGUAGUUGGAUGGAUACAAGAGAAGUUCUAGUUGUGAAACCUAGUGGUUAUAACCUGGUAGAUCCUGAUUAUUUGGAAUCUAAGAAGCGACUCCAGAAAUGGUUUUCACGACAACCUGCUGAGAUAAUAGUUGCUACUGGCUUUAUUGCGAGUACUGCUGAAAACAUUCCUACUACUCUGAAAAGGGAUGGAAGCGAUUUCUCAGCAGCAAUAAUUGGUUCCCUUGUGAGGGCACGUCAGGUCACAAUCUGGACUGAUGUUGAUGGGGUAUUUAGCGCAGAUCCUAGAAAAGUUAGUGAAGCUGUGAUCUUGAGCACAUUAUCAUAUCAGGAGGCCUGGGAAAUGUCAUAUUUUGGGGCAAAUGUGUUGCAUCCCCGUACCAUUAUACCUGUGAUGAAAGACAAUAUUCCCAUUGUCAUUAGGAACAUGUUCAAUCUCUCUGCCCCUGGAACCGUGAUUUGCAAGCAGCCUGCCAAUGAAGAUGGCGAUUUGGAUGCUUGCGUCAAGUCCUUUGCUACUAUAGAUAAUCUGGCCCUUGUUAAUGUUGAAGGAACCGGAAUGGCUGGUGUUCCAGGUACAUCAAGUACCAUAUUUAGUGCUGUCAAAGAUGUUGGUGCCAAUGUUAUCAUGAUAUCUCAGGCUAGCAGUGAACACUCGAUAUGCUUUGCUGUUCCAGAAAAGGAAGUUGCAGCAGUCUCUGCAGCCUUGCAUGUUAGGUUUCGUGAGGCAUUAGCAGCAGGAAGGCUAUCUAAGGUUGAAAUCAUUCAUGGUUGCAGCAUUCUUGCUGCUGUUGGCCUGAGGAUGGCAAGUACUCCUGGAGUCAGUGCAAUCCUUUUUGAUGCGCUAGCAAAGGCAAACAUUAAUGUACGAGCAAUAGCUCAAGGUUGCAGCGAGUACAACAUUACUGUUGUAUUGAAGCAAGAAGAUUGUGUCAGGGCUCUCAGAGCUGCUCACUCAAGGUUUUUCCUCUCCAAAACCACACUUGCUGUUGGGAUAAUUGGACCUGGUUUGAUUGGCGCGACACUUAUUAAGCAGCUUGGGGAGCAGGUAGCUGUUCUCAAGGAAAAUAUGAAUAUUGAUGUGCGAGUGGUUGGAAUAACUGGCUCAAGCACGAUGCUUUUGAGUGACUCAGGAGUAGACUUAAGCAGGUGGAAAGAAGAUCUACAAACAGAAUCAAAACCAGCUGAUCUUGCUAUUUUUGUUCGCCAUUUGUCUGAGAAUCAUGUAUUUCCAAACAAAGUUUUGGUGGACUGCACAGCAGAUACAAAUGUAGCAUCUCAUUAUUAUGACUGGUUGAAGAAGGGCAUCCAUGUCAUCACGCCGAAUAAGAAAGCAAAUUCUGGGCCACUUGAUCGGUAUCUGAAACUAAGGACUCUGCAGCGUGCAUCAUAUACUCAUUACUUUUACGAGGCAACUGUUGGUGCGGGCCUCCCAAUCAUUAGCACCCUGCGAGGUCUUCUGGAGACGGGUGACAACAUAUUGCGUAUCGAAGGGAUUUUCAGUGGAACUUUGAGUUAUAUUUUCAACAAUUUUGAAGGAACAAGGAGCUUUAGUGAUGUCGUUGCUGAAGCAAAAGAAGCUGGAUACACUGAGCCAGAUCCAAGAGAUGAUCUAUCUGGAACAGACGUUGCCAGAAAGGUCAUUAUCCUUGCAAGGGAGUGUGGUUUGAGACUUGAGCUUUCAGAUAUUCCUGUCAAGAGCCUUGUGCCAGAGCCGCUUACGUCAUGCUCAUCGGCGGAUGAAUUCAUGCAAAAGCUACCAUCCUUCGACCAGGACUGGGCCCGGCAACGCCAUGAAGCUGAGGCUGCAGGCGAAGUACUGCGGUACGUUGGAGUGGUGGACGUGCUGAACAAGAAGGGAAGGGUAGAGCUGCAGAGGUACAAGAAGGAUCACCCGUUCGCCCAGCUAUCUGGCUCCGACAACAUCAUCGCCUUUACCACCUCGAGGUACAAGGAACAACCGCUGAUGGUGCGAGGGCCAGGCGCAGGCGCGGAGGUCACCGCUGGAGGCGUCUUCUGCGACAUCCUGCGGCUGGCCUCCUACCUCGGCGCUCCCUCCUAGACCAAUUUACGGAGGCAGAUGCAAGGCAACAUGUACUAUUCCUGGACUUCGUAUUAGUUUGUUGAACAUGUUAGAGGGAAUCAAAUAAGGUUGUUCGUGGGAGGGGCCGGGCCGCCGUGGGGGUGGUGGCUUCACUCCUUUGAGUUAGAUCUCACGCAAUAACUGUUAUCGAAUUAUAAUUAUAAUACAAUAAUAAUAAUAAGGGGCGUAAUAAUAAUGCCUCUUCUGCGACUGACGGUUUUCGUAUUCA
Messenger RNA from Brachypodium distachyon (stiff brome), 3084 nucleotides. RefSeq names its product bifunctional aspartokinase/homoserine dehydrogenase 2, chloroplastic. Gene Ontology annotation, biological process: aspartate family amino acid biosynthetic process; L-homoserine biosynthetic process. NCBI's taxonomy places the organism in Eukaryota, Viridiplantae, Streptophyta, Magnoliopsida, Poales, Poaceae. Bases 78 to 2834 code for a protein of 918 amino acids. The record is from RefSeq and is a predicted model, not a curated record. The transcript has 19 exons. Gene Ontology annotation, molecular function: NADP binding; aspartate kinase activity; homoserine dehydrogenase activity.